AUGGAGGAGGAGAGGCGGCUGUCCUUCCCGCCACCGGCGCCGCUGCACUCGCCCGGAGAGGAGAUUGACGGCUCCCGUCUUCUGGGAGAGAUAGUCCGCACGUUAGAAGCAACUAAUCCCGAUGCCGUUGCUCCACUGGUCGCGUCGCGGUCCCGAGACACGCUCGAUGCGGAAGAGGAGAAGCCUCGGCGGGAAGAACUGCGGAUACCCCUUGAUGUCACGUUCUCGGAGUCUGUUGGACGGAGUGAUGAGCCCCGGGCGGUUGUCACUCCGUUCACGCGGGAGUCCGCCAAACGUGCCGGCUCCAGGGGUGCGCAGCUGGUUAGAGAGUUCGGCUUCAUGCCUCGACGGAGACUCAGCGUUGAAGACGGAGCUCGGUUACCUAGGAAGUAUGAACCCUUCCCGCCGAAAUUGUACGGAAGGCCAUUGGAGGAGAUCGACAAUUUUAUUUACGAUGAGACUUUCUGCGUGGUGUCGAAGAGGUUCCGUAAGAACUACAUCCACCGGUUCACUGCCACGAGAUCGCUGUUCUGGUGGUCACCGUGGUCACCAGUGCGACGUGCCUGCGUCUACCUCUCCACCAACCAGUACUUCGACUACUUCGUCAUGGCCACCAUUCUGCUCAACUGUGUCUUCCUCGCCAUGUCGGAGACCAUCGAAGAAGCUGAAUACAUAUUUCUGGCGAUAUACACCGCGGAGAUGAUAAUAAAAUGCAUAGCGAAAGGUUUUAUACUUAACAAGUAUACUUAUCUACGGAACCCAUGGAACUGGCUGGACUUCGUGGUCAUAACGUCAGGUUACGCCACCAUCGGCAUGGAGGUUGGCAACCUUGCUGGCUUGCGGACUUUCAGAGUGCUGAGGGCUUUGAAAACUGUUUCCAUUAUGCCUGGUCUGAAGACUAUCAUCAACGCGUUGCUGCAUUCCUUUAAACAGCUGGCCGAAGUAAUGACCUUGACAAUCUUCUGCCUCAUGGUGUUUGCACUAUUUGCUCUUCAAGUUUACAUGGGGGAGUUGAGGAAUAAGUGUGUACAGAACCUAGUGAUACCACCCGGCGAAAACUUCACUGACGAGCUAUGGUCACAAUGGAUAAGCGAACCCUCACACUGGAUGGUUGAUGAUGAUGAAGUACCAAUUAUCUGCGGUAACCUGACCGGUGCGAGGCACUGCCCGUCUGAAUACACAUGCCUCUGUGUAGGACCAAAUCCAAACCACGGUUAUACCAACUUUGACAAUUUCCUGUGGUCCAUGCUCACUACGUUUCAACUCAUCACCCUGGACUAUUGGGAGAACGUGUAUAAUAUGGUUCUAUCGUCGUGUGGGCCGAUGUCGGUGUCAUUUUUCACUGUUGUAGUCUUCUUUGGUUCCUUCUACCUCAUCAACCUGAUGCUGGCUGUAGUGGCACUCAGUUACGAAGAGGAAUCGCAGAUAACACAAGAGGAAAGAAAAAAGGAUCUAAACGAGCACCGCGACGAUUCCACCUUCAGCUUCGAUCCGACGUCUCUAGCUGUUCGGACACUCGCCAAGGAUUCAAAGAAACGUAUUGAUGCAAGGAAGGGCCUGCUGUUAGCGUCCUACUCACGAAAGAGGACGAGGCGACGCAAACGAGGGAAAAGCACGAUACAUCAUACUAACACUGUCACUGUUACUGAAAGGUCCCGUUCAAGGUCACGGUCUCGCUCAGUGACGCCAAGCGGUACGCCACCCCCGCUGCCUACACCAGCUCCACAACCACCACCGUCACAUACCUUACAUCCAGAUAAUGCUUUGGGUCGGGGAGCCCUAAGUAUAGCGGGUCGUCAAUUAAGUGACCACAGUAACAAUAGAGAGUCAUCGCUCGAUGACUCCGGAGUCGUGGAUGACCACGACGAGGGUGAGCACACCUCCGAUGACCAAGCACCCCAACAUCGACGACACUUACUUCCUCCCCCUACAACUUUACCGCUAAAACAAGAAAGUAAGAAACUGGAAUCAAAACUAAAGAAUGGCUCAAAAACAGAAAUACAAGUGGAACCCGCAAAAAAGACCGAAAAAAGCACCAUACAUGAAAGAUAUCCUUUGAACCCGGACUACCUCAACCAGAUCGUAGUUCUAGGGGCGGACUGGCCAUACAAGCGAACGCCCGACCUCCCCCAAGCGGAGACGACGAAAAUUAAUGAGCUCAGUUUAUUGGCAGCCACGCACAAAUCUCAUAUGGGCAAUUAUGAACCAAAUUGCACUUACUUCACAGAUGAGCUAGUGGAUAGAAAUUGCGAGUGCUGCGUAACAUGUUGUAUAGACUAUGAGGGCUGGCUGCAAUUUCAAAACUGCUUGUAUGGAAUAGUCAAAGAUCCACUAUUUGAACUAUUCAUAACUACUUGUAUAGUGCUUAAUACACUUUUCUUGGCCCUUGAGCAUCAUGGUAUGAGUGAAAAUGUGAGGCAAGCCUUAGAUAUAGGAAAUAAGGUCUUCACGUCAAUUUUUACAUUAGAAUGUAUUAUGAAAGUUAUGGCAAUGAGUAAAGACUUCUUCGCCUGUGGUUGGAAUAUAUUCGAUUUAAUAAUUGUUUCUGCUAGUCUCUUGGAUCUUAUAUUCGAACUUGUAGAUGGCCUAUCUGUAUUAAGAGGCCUUCGUUUGUUACGAGUGUUAAAGUUAGCUCAAUCAUGGACUACUAUGAAAGUUUUGUUAAGUAUUAUAAUAUCGACAAUAGGUGCUCUUGGUAACUUAACGUUCGUGUUAGUUAUAGUUAUAUAUAUAUUUGCUGUUAUCGGUAUGCAGUUAUUCUCGAAAUCCUACACACCAGAGAAGUUUGAUCCUGAUCCCGUGCCAAGGUGGAACUUUAACGACUUCUUCCACUCGUUCAUGAUGAUAUUUCGUAUCCUUUGUGGAGAGUGGAUAGAGCCGCUAUGGGACUGCAUGCGAGCAGAACAAGCUAGUGGUGCGGAGAGUUGUUUCUUUAUUUUCCUCCCCGCGCUGGUGAUGGGCAACUUCAUGGUGCUCAAUCUCUUCCUUGCCUUGUUGCUUAAUAGUUUUAAUAGUGAAGAACUAAAGAAUCGAAAAGAGCUUUUUGUGCAGGAAGUAGGAGAGGAUUCAAAAUUAGCUAAGAGUUUCGAUAGAAUACGUUCAAUAGUAAGAAAAAAAGGUUUUCUAAUAUCUAGAAGUAAAGAGACUGAAAAAAAAUCUAAAUUAGAAGAGCUAGUAAAUGAAUUUAUGAUACAACAUCGUGCUAUGAAAGAGCAAAAAGAAUCAAUACCCAAUGAACAAACAAUUGCCACAACUAUGCAGGAAACAAUUUUAUUUCCUCACGACAACAUUUAUAGCCACAGUUACCAGGAAGCGUUAAAUAGGCCAAUAUCGGUUGGGUCCGAUUUUGCAUAUCCACAACUUUAUCAAGCAGGCAAUAAUUAUAAUCAUGGUAGUCAAGAAACACUUAAAGAUGUUCGAGAUUUAGCAGCAGAGCACAAAAUAACGAGCAUAAGGGAGGACUCAAAGGAAAAUUUGGAUGAUACUGUAUCCACAGAUCAAAUUGCUGCUCAAAAACUACUUAACCAAAUGUCAUCCGGUUAUCACACACAACCCUCGGAUUCUAGAGAUGAAAAUGAACAUUAUGAAAUGGCUCAAAUAUCAAGUAGAACAACUCCUGAGAAAAGACGACACGGACUGUUAUAUGGUCGGGACCCACCGAAAAUACCAAGCGAAGAAGAUGUAAAACAUCCAUGGCAGACCCUGGUAUCAUAUGUUGAUGAAUUAACUGUUGGUGGAAGGAAAAAUUCAAAAGGCCAGUAUAUUGAUCCAAUGGGAAAAUUCCCUGGUUUCGGUAAACAGAAGGAACCUAAAGUGCCUCAGGAUUGUUUUCCACGACAAUGCUAUAAGCAAUGUCGUUGUUGGGAUGCCUGUAUUCGGACAAAUUUGGGUCAAAAGUGGAUGUUCAUACGAACAUUCGUUCUUCGUUACGUAGAUACACCCGCCUUUGAGUGGUUUGUCCUUGUGCUAAUUUUUGCCUCCAGUAUCACAUUAUGUUUUGAAGAUAUUCAUCUGGAAAAAAACAUACCCCUUAAGAAAAUUUUGUAUUGGACAAAUCUUAGUUUCUGUAUGAUUUUUGUAAUUGAAAUGUUCUUUAAAUGGAUAGCAUUGGGCUUUUACCGAUACUUUACUAGUUUUUGGACAUUAUUGGACUUCACUAUUGUUUUUGUGUCUGUGUUUAGUCUUCUCAUUGAGGAAAACGAAAAUUUAAAGGUUUUACGAUCUCUAAGAACGCUUCGUGCUUUAAGACCAUUACGAGCUAUUUCAAGAUGGCAAGGCAUGAGAAUUGUUGUCAAUGCACUUAUGUAUGCAAUACCUAGUAUUUUUAAUGUGUUAUUAGUUUGUUUAGUGUUUUGGUUGAUAUUUUCUAUUAUGGGAGUGCAGUUUUUUGGAGGAAAGUUUUUUAAGUGUGUUGAUGAUGAAGGCGAAUUAUUACCAUUAGAGAUAGUUAAUGAUAAAUGGGAAUGCUACUACAAUAAUUUUUCGUGGAUAAACUCUAAAAUAUCCUUUGACCAUGUGGGAAUAGCAUAUUUGGCCUUAUUUCAAGUUGCAACAUUUGAGGGCUGGAUGGAAGUAAUGGCUGAUGCUGUUGACGCGAGAGGUGUUGAUCUUCAACCAGCGAGAGAAGCUAAUCUUUACGCAUACAUAUAUUUUGUGAUUUUUAUUGUAUGCGGUUCAUUCUUUACAUUAAAUCUAUUCAUAGGAGUAAUUAUAGACAAUUUUAAUAUGCUUAAGAAAAAGUACGAAGGUGGAGUGUUAGAAAUGUUUCUUACGGAGAGCCAAAAGCAUUAUUAUACGGCUAUGAAGAAGUUGGGUAGAAAGAAGCCUCAGAAAGUUAUAAAGAGGCCAAGGAAUCAGUUUCUAGCCAUGUUUUAUGACCUUUCUAAUUCACGUAGAUUUGAAAUAGCUAUAUUUGUUCUAAUAUUCUUAAAUAUGCUCACGAUGGGUAUAGAGCAUUAUGACCAACCGCAUUCAGUUUUCUUUGUACUAGAAGUCAGCAACGCAUUUUUUACAACAGUUUUUGGCUUAGAGGCUAUAGUUAAAAUAAUAGGACUCCGAUAUCAUUACUUCACAGUGCCGUGGAACGUUUUCGAUUUUUUGUUAGUUUUAGCAUCGAUCUUAGGUAUUCUUAUGGAGGAUAUAAUGAUAGAUUUACCAAUAUCUCCCACCCUACUCCGAGUGGUACGCGUCUUUCGGAUAGGGAGAAUUUUAAGACUGAUUAAAGCCGCUAAAGGCAUAAGAAAACUGUUGUUUGCUUUAGUGGUGUCGCUACCAGCACUAUUCAAUAUCGGUGCCUUGUUAGCUCUCAUUACGUUCAUCUACGCAAUAAUCGGUAUGUCCGUCUUCGGACACGUCAAAGAACAGGGAGCUCUGGAUGAUAUCGUCAACUUUCAGACUUUUGGUAGAAGUAUGCAGCUUCUUUUUCGUCUAAUGACAUCAGCUGGUUGGAACGACGUUCUAGAGUCUUUGAUGAUUCAACCUCCUGAUUGCGAGCUGGGAGAUCAUGGCCACUCGAAUGGAAAUUGUGGGAGUCCGUUGCUAGCUAUAACGUACUUUACUUCCUUCAUCAUUAUUAGUUAUAUGAUUGUUAUAAACAUGUACAUAGCCAUCAUCCUAGAAAACUUCAAUCAAGCUCAUCAAGAAGAAGAAAUUGGUAUAGUUGAGGACGAUUUAGAAAUGUUUUAUAUAAGAUGGUCUAAAUAUGACCCACAUGCUACGCAAUUUAUAAGUUUCGCUCAACUAUCAGAUUUCAUUGCUUCUUUAGAUCCUCCGUUAGGAAUACCUAAGCCAAAUACAGUAGCUCUCGUAAGCUUUAACCUACCAAUUGCCAGAGGUAACAAAAUUCACUGCUUAGACAUAUUACAUGCACUAGUAAAACAUGUUUUGGGUCAUGUGGAAGAAACGGAUACGUUUAGACAAUUACAAGAACAAAUGGAUAUUAAGUUUAAGAAACAAUUCCCUACAAGAAAGGAAUUAGAAAUUGUUUCGUCCACAAGAAUUUGGAAGAGGGAGGAUAAAGCGGCAAGGACGAUACAGCGAGCAUUUAGGGAAUACAUAAAGCGAAAGAACCGCAGUCCUUCACAAGAAGAAGAAAGUACAAAGUGGUCGCCGGGCCACGGAUGGGGUGGUAAGCUUAGUGCACUCUUGCACGUUCGGAGAGGAUCUCACGCUUCAAGCAGGAAGUCUUCUAGAGCUUCCGAUGCUUCUGAUUUGAGCGAUGUUGGUGGUGCCUGGCUCAACUUACCCCUUUUAUUACUACCAGGGGCGGGUCCCAGUGAUAUGGUUCCCAGUUCUGACACAGCUCCUCCGCGCAGACGGUCAGCUUAUGGUUUGCCACUGUUUCUUCGUCACCAGGAUGCCGUUGAUGAAGACAGCGGCAUGAAACGCGCAGGUUCACUUCGUUUAACUCCACGGAGGAGCUCAGCUCGAAGGCCUACUCCUCCCGCCAGAGCGAGUACUCCGUCUCCUCACGCUAGUAGUGCUGUCAGCAUCCUAGUUACUGAGGCUUCCCCUGACGCUGCUCCUCCACCAGCAGCGCCGCCAACUGUAGUCAGGGUCCUGGUCCACAGGGAGAGUGACGAACAACCCAGCUGA
Molecule: messenger RNA, 6594 nt
Organism: Danaus chrysippus (African queen)
Lineage: Eukaryota; Metazoa; Arthropoda; Insecta; Lepidoptera; Nymphalidae
Source: the annotation of a GenBank genome assembly